GCGCCGCUGCUGCCAGCACAGCGGCUGGAGUUGCAGGCCUGCAGAUACCGACAGCACACCGGCCGCACAAUGGGCGCCUCCGCUUCUACUGAGUUUCAGAAGGAGGCAGUGUUUCACAUCAAUGGAAAGAAGUAUCAAGUGGACAACACAGUUCCUGUGGGUACUUCAUUGAACACUUACAUAAGAAAUUAUGCCAACCUCAAAGGAACUAAAGCAAUGUGCCAUGAAGGAGGCUGUGGAACAUGUAUCGUUAUGGUUACGAAGAAACAUCCUGUCAGCAAAAAAGUGGAAUCAUUUGCAGUCAAUUCUUGUUUGAUGCCAGUAUUUUCAUGCCACAACUGUAGGAUAACAACAGUUGAAGGAAUUGGCAAUAAAAAAAUGGGGUAUAAUCCAGUGCAAAAGACACUUGCUGCUUUCAAUGGUACACAGUGUGGGUACUGUUCUCCUGGAAUGGUUAUGAACAUGUACAGUCUGUUGCAGAGGGGAAAAGACAUUUCAAUGGCAGAUGUUGAAAACUCUUUUGGUGGAAAUAUUUGCCGCUGCACUGGGUAUCGCCCAAUACUUGAUGCAUUUAAGUCUCUUUCCUCUGAUGCUUCAACAGAACUUAAAGGCAAAUAUCCAGAUAUUGAGGAUAUAACUCAAAAGAUUUGUGCAAAAAAUGGGAAACCAUGUAAUGAAAAAUGUGCCAAUGACAGUGACACAUGCAGUCAACAGAAUGUGCUCUCGCCACUACAUUUGGAAACACAGUCUUCAGAAUGGUUUAGAGUUGAUAAAAUUGAUGAUAUUUUCAAUAUUCUAGCUACAAAAUCUGAUAAAAAAUACAUGCUUGUAGCGGGCAACACAGCUCACGGUGUAUAUCGAAGGAAACCUGACAUUGAACUAUUCAUCGACAUUAGUGAUGUUGAGGAACUCAAGAAAUUCACCAUUGAUUCAGAGAUAACAAUUGGUGGAAAUAUGUCUCUCACUGAAGUUAUGGAGCUAUUUUAUGAUAUUUCAAAAUCAAACAAAAAUUUUAGCUACACCAAAAUGCUUGCAGAUCACAUAGACCUCGUGGCAAAUGUUCCAAUUAGAAAUGCAGGAACAGUUGCUGGAAAUCUGUCAAUUAAACACAUGUACCAAGAGUUUCCAUCUGAUAUUUUUCUCAUUCUGGAAGCUGCAGAUGCUAGGAUCAAUAUAGCUGACAAGAAUGGAGGUCAAAUUUCUGUCAGUCCAGCAGAGUAUUUGAAAACUGACAUGAACCACAAAAUUAUUAAAAGUAUAACAUUGCCAUCCCAUGAUGACAAUUACUAUUUCAAGACAUAUAAGAUCAUGCCAAGAGCACAAAAUGCUCAUGCCCAUGUAAAUGCUGGGUUUCUAUUCAAAUUGGACAUGAAGAAUGUGGGAAAAGUAAUUUCAAAACCAAGAAUUGUGUUUGGUGGAAUCAGUCAUGAUCUGAUACAUGCUACAGAGUUAGAAAAGUAUCUUGAAGACAAAAAUAUAUAUGAAAUGAACACACUUCAAAAGGCUCUCAGAAUUCUGGAUUCUGAAAUACAGCCCAAAAAAAUGCCACCUGAAGCCUCUCCUGAAUACCGCAAAGGUUUGGCACUAGCUUUAUUCUACAAGUUUGUGCUGAGCAUGUCCCCUGAGAGCUUGAAACCAAACCUGAGAAGUGGGGGUGAAAUGUUAAAGAGGCCACUUUCUUCUGGAAAACAGGAAUAUGACACAAAGAAGGAAUUGUGGCCAUUAGGAAAACCAGUAUCAAAACUUGAAGCUCUGUCUCAAUGUUCUGGAGAAGCAAAAUAUGUAAAUGAUGUGCUCACCAUACCAGAUGAAUUGUACUGUGCAUUUGCUGUUACAUCUAUUGCAAAUGGUCACAUAAAAGAUACAGAUCCCAGUGAUGCCUUGGCUGUUCCUGGGGUGGUGGCAUAUUAUGAUGCAAAAGACAUUCCAGGAAAGAACAGCUUUUACCCAAAAUCUUUCUUCAGUUUUACUGAGGAGGAGAUAUUUUGCUCUGGAAAUGUAAAGUACAAUGGACAACCAGUAGGAAUGAUUGUGGCAGAGUCACAUGAUAUUGCUGUUGAAGCUGCCAAAUUGGUGAAAAUAAAUUAUGAUGUUGUUAACAAACCCAUUGUUCACUUAAGAGAUGCGCUUAAAUCUGGAGAAAAGAGCAGGGUUAUGGUGAUUGGUGAAACUAAGCCAACUGAUCCUGAAAAAAGAAAAAAGACAAAACAUGUGAUUAAAGGCAGCUUUGACAUUGGCACUCAGUAUCACUACACAAUGGAAACACAAUGUGCUGUGUGCAUUCCAAUAGAAGAUGGUAUGGAUGUUUAUCCUGCUACACAGUGGAUGGAUGAGACUCAGAUAGCAAUAUCAGAAGUUCUUAAAAUGCCAGAAAACAGCAUAAAUGUCCAGGUGAGAAGACUUGGUGGAGCCUAUGGUGCUAAAAUUUCACGGAACAUGUUGGUUAGCACAGCCUGUGCUCUAGCAGCACAUCUUCAGAACAGGCCAGUUCGCUUCAUUCUUCCACUUGAAACAAACAUGGAAUCAAUAGGAAAAAGACAUGACUGUGCUAUAGAUUAUGAAGUUGGAGUGGAGGAUGAUGGAACCAUAACAUACAUGGAAGCAAACAUGUACCAUAACUGUGGGAAUUCAGCCAAUGAUGCUCCUGCUCUUUUUGCCCUUGGCCAUCUAGAGAACUGCUAUGACAAAAGUACAUGGAAAGUGACAGCUAGUGCUGUCUUCACAGAUUUACCAAACAACACAUGGUGUAGAGCUCCAGGUUCUGCUGAAGGUACUGCAUUCAUUGAAAACAUUAUGGACCAUAUUGCAAAAGAACUUGGAAAAGAUGCUAUUGAGGUGAGGUUGAAGAACCUGCCCAAAGAUGAUACAAAAAUUGCUGACAUGGUCCCAUAUUGGAAGACUAAAUCAGAUUAUUCUAGUAGGGUAUUGGCUAUUCAAGACUUUAACAAGAAUAACCGCUGGAGAAAAAGAGGGAUUUCAAUUGUCCCUAUGAGAUAUGGAUUUCAGUAUUUUGGUAAUUUUAAUGCAAUAGUGUCAGUUUAUCAUCACGAUGGAACAAUCUCAGUCUCACAUGGAGGAAUUGAAUGUGGACAGGGAAUAAAUACUAAGGUUGCUCAGGUUUGUGCCUAUGCACUUGGAGUGCCACUAGAGUUUGUGAGUGUAAAGCCAAGUAAUGUUCUGACAGCCCCUAACAAUGUAGUCACAGGUGGAAGCAUUGCAAGUGAAGCAUGUGCAUUUGCUACACUGCGUGCUUGUGAAGAACUUUCAAAGCGUUUGGCUCCUAUCAAAGCAAAGCUAAAAGACCCUUCUUGGCAGGAGCUUAUUGCUGCAGCAUAUUCAGCAAAUGUUGAUCUCUGUUCAACAUUUAUGAUGUAUGCUGGGAUCACAGAUGCCCUAAAGCAGUACUACAUUUAUGGAGUAACUGUAGCUGAAGUGGAAGUUGAUGUACUAACAGGACAACAGCAGAUAUUACGUGUAGAUAUACUGGAAGAUGCUGGAGAAAGCAUGAGCCCAGAGAUUGAUAUAGGCCAAGUAGAAGGAGCCUUUGUGAUGGGUCUUGGCUAUUGGUUAAAGGAAUUCAUGGUUUAUGAUGAUGAAACUGGAAAGGCAUUGACAAACAGAACCUGGAAUUACAAACCUCCUGGAGCCAAAGAUAUCCCUAUUGACUUCAGAAUAGAGCUGAGGAAAAAUGCUCCUAAUCCUGUUGGAGUUCUUCGUUCAAAAGCAACUGGUGAACCACCCCUCUGCAUGAGCAUUAGUGCUUUAUUUGCAACACGUGAAGCGGUACUGGCAGCUAGACAAGAUUCAGGUCACUCUGGCAAGUGGUUUGAGAUGAAUCCUCCUGCUACCCCAGAAAAAGUUUUCCUUACCAGCCUGACAAGCUACAAGCAGUUUGAACUUUAAAAACUUACAAAAUAACAUGCAGUAACAAUGGAGAGGGAGUUGAAUGGUUGCAGUAAGAACACUCCUCAUGAUAAUAUGAGGCACACUGAAAAAGCAAGAGCUACUUGAUUUAUAUAUGCUCAUUAGAAAAAGUUUUCACUGGAGAUUUGAGUUCCCUACAAACCUACUUCACAUUUCCACUCUAAAGGCCAGUCACUUAUAAACACUUUCAUAACAUAGCACUAGCCUCUUAAACCCCACUGCAUAGAAUAUCUCCACCUAGAAGUUGAACCAGUUGACAGUGGUGGUAUUGAGCUCCUCAUCAUCUUUAGAUCACUGUUUCAUGUGCAAGAAAUAUGACAGUUUCUGAGAGAAAACUUGGAACUGUAGGAUGGGUGAUUGAAAUGUUCUUAAUAGAAAAGCUUCCCUAAGCCAUUGAUUUUAGAUGAUACAUAAGAAUUUUUGCAAUAACAUUAACUGUAACUGAGUGGUUUAGUGCAAUAAAGUCCUAGCCCAUCUGGAAUUGGUGUUAACUGAAUGCUGGUAUUUAGCAGAGAUGUAAGCUUUAUAAAAUAUGAGAACAAAGUUUCUUGUGAUGACAUUCUUGUAUAAAACAUUCUCAGAUUUCUUGUCAUGUAAGUUCUUGGUAAAAUGUCAAGCUUUCUAUAGUUACCACCUUAGUCUUCAUCAGGGGCAAUCAGUUGCUUCUGAUGAAGAAUGAUGCUUGUAAUCAUAGAAAGCUUGAGGUUUUAUAUGCAUAACUGAAAUGGCAAAAAUGUUUUACAAAAUAUGAUUUUAAGACUCCACAAUCAUCUUGUCUGCAAAAGUUCAGGAGGUAGUGUGAGCCUUUUCGAAAUUAUUCAUAUUUUAUUGUUACCUUCAUAGCUCUCAUGCAUAAAUGUGUAGUGGGCUGUGAUGGUUGUCCACUACCUCGGCAGUGUUGGAUUGUGGCGCUGUUUCAUUGUCAGGAUGUUGGCAAUCAGUAACAUAUAUGAACUACAACAGCCAACUGACACUCUUAGUGGUUAACUGUAGUGGUUACAUACCCUUGGGCAUGUGCUGAUGGCAGUGUAGUGUAGAACUGCUGAAAUGGAUUGCCCAUGGUAGCGUGUAUUCUGGCCAGAUAUUGACUUCAAUUGAAGGCAGGGUGUAUCUGCAUACAAUGAAGCCUGUCAUGAUUCUCACAGCAGAAAACAGGCUCUAGCAAUGGGAUCUGUGCCUGCAAGAAAUGGCAUUGUGAUAGUGUGCCUGCUCAAGUACAGGCAGUUGGACAGGUACUCUGCUCUGGACAUGAACUGCGGUCCUCCAAGGCAGUAGACCAGCUAUGGAUGAAUCAAGCCUUAUAUGGUGGCUACCCGUUGGAAGGUACCAAGUCACUGGAGUGGACUUAGUCACAAUACAUCAAAUCUCCAUAUUCUAUCAGCAAAACUUUCCAUCACUUCACUGUGUUUCUUUGUUUUCCAGUUAACUGCUAACAGGAAACCUUUUGCUAUUUUGUUUCUUGUAGCAUUCUGAAGGUCCUGUUUUAAAACUUAAAAAAUCUGUGCCUUUUUUUAAACCUUCUGUACAUCUCAAAAAAGGCAUUUUCUCACCUGUCAACCUCAAUGUUGCCAUUUGCAAUAGCCAACCAUCCACCCAACCUACAAUCUUUGCUGCUGCUUCCAGGUCGUGCAAGAAAUACACCACACCCUUUUUGGCUUGCCAGAAAAGGGAGUAAUUAAAUUAGUGGGAGCUAAUCUGUUAGGGGACUAGUCGGCUUGGUCAAUAUCUCCCUUUCCUUCUUAACUGAUAGUCACCUAUGCAACUCUUAUUAUUUCCUGACAACUGUGCAAUCUAGUUAGCCAGCAGCUCAAUCACUUCCAGAUGGGAAACACCCUGUGUCCCGAACCGUGCCAGUGUAGAACCUUUAUUCACAAUACACAGCCAAUAACAACACAAACCAAUAAUUUAUUCACUCAUAACCAUAGCAUACUGACUCACACCCUAAGCAUAAUCAUUAACCACUGAUUCCGUACACUGGCUAACACUAUGGCCAUAAUGGUGGCACUUAAAACACUCCACUGGUACAGACUCACAAUGUGAGGCACUAUGCACUAGUAAGUUGCAACAUGAACACCUCACUGGCUGCAAAUAGUGCUCCCUGAUGCUGCCAUGAAAUAGUGAUACAUCAGCUGGUUGUAAUGGUUCACAAACAUAAUCUUCAUAUUCUGAAUCCUGAACUUAGAAACCAUCUCCACCGUAUAUGAAAGUAGGAGAAACAAUGCAGUUAAUUCACUCACCACAUGGACACUGCUAGCUGCAGCAGUGAGGUCAUCAUGCAAACAUCAGCAGUGGUGAUGCUCCAAAGUUCUGAUUGCAACUAUGGUGGGCUGGGAUAGUUAGCCACCACCUUGGCAGGAGUAAACGGAGGUGGUGGGCCACUGUCGGGACAUAGCCACCAUUAUCACAUGUAAACAGCAUCAAUAGCCAACCAUAUUAAGUAGUUUCAAGUUACAACACUCUUGGCAUUGACCCAAAGUGGUUACGCAUCCUGGGCAUGUAUUGAUGGUACUGAGGCCAACAGUUGCUGAGGCAGUGACCAGCUAAUGGCCAUCUUGGUAUCAGUGCAAAGUAGGACCACUGACACAGAAUGCCCACAGUGGCAUGUACACAAGUCUGGUGUGGUUCUACAACUCGGAACAAAGACAGCAUCUAGCAGUGAAGCCUAGCUCUGUGAGUGGCUGCAGUGAAGCCUAGCCCUUUGAGUGGCUGCAUGCAGCAACAGCUCUUCUGCAUAGGUACAGGCCUUUGAUCAGUUGCAUCAAUCUGGACACCAACUGCUGCCAUUUAGGGCAAGAAUUCAGCUGCAGCUGAAGCAAGCUCAAGGUGGCCCACCAGUUGGAAGGCACCAAGUCCUCACGAACAGACUUAGCCACGGCAGUCAGCUUGUCGGUGGUGGAGGUGGUAGCUUGCAAAAUCAAGUCACUCUGUCACCUGGUGUAGACUUCCCAUUGUAGUAUGUACUGCCAAUUGUGAAUAUUUUGGCUAGGAAUUAUGAGUAUUUAUACUGGUUAGGUAGCCAUCUGUUCUGUCAAUACUGCUUCUGUCUAUGUAGAUUGAAACAAGGUGGCAGCCAGUAGGCAUGACAACUAACCCGCCAUUGAUCUGGUUGGCUCACCUGCAAUGUUUCGUGUUACUGCAAGUGGUGUCCCCUGUCCGGUGACCUAGAAACCAACUAGUGGUAUUGCUGCAUCUAAUGCAAUGGUGUUUUGGGUCUGUUAUGCAUCUGGCAUGACACCCAUGGCCCAUUUGCAGUUCAGCAGUACCAGUGGACAAAUGUCAUGAAAUAUGAGGAUCGAUUGUUUUAAAACCCUGUAUCAUGGCUCCAGUACUAUUAUUUCAUUACACAAUGAACUCACAUGAAAUAAAGCCAACUAAUAAAAUGAAAAUGAGAAAACAUGUGUCUCCCAAAUACAAGUUCCUUGGUCCAAAAUGAAAUUUUCACUCUGCAGCAGAGUAUGUGCUGAUAUGACACAUCCUGGCAGAUUAAAACUGAGUGCCAGACUGAGACUCAAACUUGGGACCUCUGCUUUUCAUGGCCAAGGAAGUUUUAUAAGUUUCUAGGAUCACACACACACACACACACACACUUACAUAUGUGCACAAUUACAUAACUUAAUUGUUUAUAUUUAUUCCCAUCAGGGGUACCAAAAUAGUUGAGGGAAGUUAUAGUUAGAUUCUAACUACUUCCUUUCGUACCUUUCUGUGACAAGGCUAGUCAAAGUUUAUGUUAUUGAUGCUUUGCAUCACCGCACAGUCACAAUGGAAUAUUUUUUGGUAGAGUUGUGAUUGAAAGGUCAUUACAAAUCUCCUUUUGUCUCUUUUUGCUAGUGAUUCUACAUUUUGUAUCCCCCUUUUUAGUGUACCGUAGUACCUUUAAUAUAUGUGGGUGAGUUUGUCUGCACCCCUUUGCCCUUGUGUAGAUCUUCAUUCUGCCAGUACUUGUUCCAUUUGCUUCCAGACAUGUUUGUGAUUACAGCAAUUAGCUUCCCAACUGGAAUGUAUCUCUCCUGUAUUCCAUUUGUUGCUGUGUUCUGGCUUGUAAUGAUGCUGUUAUAUAGCUGUACUGAGCCCAGAGAAAGUCUUACCUUCCAAAUAAUCUGUCACCCUGAUGCUAUCAAUGAUGUUUUACCUCAACUAUUUUAUUGUAUGGUCACUCAUAAUUCUCUUGUUGCAGUGGACCUGCUAUGCAAUGCCGCCAACUCUCGCCAUAUGACUUCAUCUGUGUCUGCAGAGGGUCAGGGGCAGGAUGAGAACUAUGUAGUAUUCAAGCUACGAAAUGAAAUAACUGCUUUUUAAAGAAAUCUGUAUUUUCCUGCUCUUAUGCAAAAAUUACAACACUGGAUGAGCACAUCUCUCAUUAGUCAGAACAACAUCUCCAAACAAAAUCACAGAACAGAAUAAAGAGAAUGACAUUUGUCUUCAGCUUCUUUCAACUGUUUCUGGGUGUUAUUAUUGUACACAGUGCCUCUUCUUUUCUUUCUUUCAUGAUGCCAAAGCAUAAGCGACACCUUCACAGCAGAUGGAAAUGGCCAAGUGCCAUUGCACCUUGGUAACAUUCCAUACUCAUGUAUCUCAUGUCAACUCUGUACAUUCUUCAAACCAGCACAUGCACAGUGGAAAGUUCUCUGUAUGCCAACUACUUACACAAAGUUUUUCAUGAGCACCUAUCAUCUAAUCAUGAGGAAGAGGUGUAACAAUGUGUUACACCACAGUUCCUUGCCAGUCAGUCAGCCUUCUCAUUCCCCAUAAUUCUUGCAUGUGCUUUGGACUAUAGAAAUGAGACUACUGCUCUAUUUAACCAGAGUUCUGAUAUAGUAGGAACUUUUUUGGUAUGGCACUUAGCAGCUUCCUUUGUUUCUAUCAAUUGAUGAUUGUGUUUGCACUGCAGAGAGGGAGUCCAUUAUUAUUAUAUGUUCUUCUUGGAUCAUGAUACUGUAUCUUAAUAUGCUUCGAUGGCUAAAAAUUCUACCAGGUAAACUGGCACCUCUUUUGGUCAACUUAUUUGGACCCAAUAGUAGAUACAUGCGCGCACACACACACACACACACACACACACACACACACACACACACACACAUCAUAGCACAACACAUGGUCAUGUCGAAAGCCUUCUGAACUGUUAUGGUUUAUCAGAAUAGUCUGUAUUGAUACUUAAGUCCAUUAUCUUCUUAAUACUUUUGUGCUGUUGCUCAUAAUAGGGUAGCAGAAAUGAUUUUUAAAUGAGAUCCUGAAACUUGCUAGGAGUUGAAAAUACCUCAUCAAUGAUAGUGUUUAUUUGUGGACAGAACAUUGGCUGGUGUAGCAUAUUGUUUUAAGGUCGCAGAUUUUAUUUAUGAGCUUAUUCACAAAGCAUUAUUGGUGUUUCAAAAUAAAUUUCCUGCUGCAGUAGUUUCUGAGUAGUUGAUAAAGGUGCUUCCACUGUUUCGAAUAAUGUGUUUGUCAGAGUGGAUCUUGAUUUUUCUGAAGAUUAUGAUACAUGGGAGGUGGCAACUGCAUUAGGUACUCAAUGUCUCUGUAUUUAGACUAGUGAGUUGACUGCCUAGGGGCAUUUUGCUGGAAACAGUACUGGGUAUUUUCCCCCUUUUCGUAGACUAAUUUUUCUUCUAUAACUAUGUCAUUUUACGCUCUACUGGCCUCAACGUUAUCAAAAUUUUAAUAAAACAAGUAAAAAACUGCUUCAGGCAAGUGCCAAGAUGGUUCCUUUGAAAGGGCAAGGCUGACUUCCUUCCCUAAUCUGAUGGGACUGAUGCCCUCGCUGUUUGGUCCCCUUCUCCCCAAAUCAACCACCCAACCAACCAAAACUAGUAAAAUCUUAAAAAUUCUUUGUCCUCAUUUAAAAAACUUUGUAACAUACUUUUCUCUGUGCAACUUCAUGAAUUCAGUCCAUUGUCCACAUAUUGUUAUUCUUUUCUAGCCAAAUCUGUGUUACAUGGAAAGAACAUAUGCGAUGGCACAAGAAACUUAUUUCUCAUAUCCUCAGGCCAUCAGCAAGUAGUACUGUACAACUGUAGUCUGCUUACUGGGAAUUAUUAUUUUGGACAAUGCAUACAUCACUGCAGACUAAUAUUUUAGUUUUGUUUUAGCCCCCUCAGGAAUCAAAUGUAUCACUUUCAGUAGAUGGUUUCUUUGCAGUACACACUUUUCCAUGGGAAGGAAUACACUCUUCUGUUACUGAGAAAAAUUUUAUUCUUGAAUUUAUUUCAGUCAUAGACAUUCUUUCAUACUUUCUUAAAUUUUUUUCCACUAUCACUAUCUCUCUUUAUUUCACUCAAACACAAAUCCUGAAGCAUUUGAGUGUUCCUUGUCAACACAAAAAAUAGUAAUGGAAUGAAUUUCACCACUACUAGGAUCAGUGAUUUUUGAAGCUGUUUUUGUUGAUUGUCCUUAGAAAAACAGUCUAGAUUGCACAAAUCACAUUUAUUGGUGACUACUCUCCAUCUGAAGGUGGACCAUCUUGAGACUGUACUCAAAAGUUAAUGUGUGGAGACAGCUUCACAGAACAGGAAUUGCAGAAGCUGUCAGCUAUUGAGUAGCUGGUCUGUGGAUCCACCUCCACACAUCAGCUUUGGGGCAUGGUCUGAAGAUGGUCUGCCUUUGCACUGCAACUAUUGACCAAUAAAAGUGAUUUGUGUGAUCUAGACUGUUUUUCUACAUACAACUGUGAAAAUUGGUCACUGUUUUCCCAAAAUGUUUCUGAAAGUAUAUUUUUGUUUACUUUCUCUCCAUGUUGAAUGAUUACUGAACCAAAAUCAUGACUUCUGUGAUUUUAUAAAUAAUCAAUAAAUAGUGCUCCAUUCAUGCAAUUUUAUUCUGAGAUACCAACAGUUAAAUACAAAUAAAUGGUUCUUAAUGUUAGAAAAUGCUUCAUAUUAUAAAGGUCUAGUAUAAUGGAAGUAAUGUACACUGAGCAUAAUGGUGAGCUAUUUAACCUAUCAAAAUCAUCAUUUCUUAACAUUACACAAAAAUGUAUAUGUUCACAUUUACAGAUGGGUUUUUUUGGAACCCUCAUAUUAAGAACCAGAUUUGAUCCUAAAUAAAAUACGGGAAAUUUAGCUGUCUCAUUUAGUGUUACCUAGUCAGUGUAUGUUAUUCAUAAUUCAAAACUUUGAUUUUAUUGUUGCUAAAUUUUAAUUGUUUCAUGUCAAACUGCUCAUUGUUGUUAUGUACUGCAACAUAUAUUUCAAUUUAAAAUGUUUUUUAUGGAUUAAUUUGGGGUAGGUCUAUAUCCUUUUUCAUUAAAUUUCAAGUAUAUAAGCUUAUUCUCCUAAAAUAUUUUUCUGAUAGUCUCUUACAUUCUACAGUGACAUCUGUGAUGAUUUCCUGUAAAUAAUUCAGGGAUUCCCAUAAGGGAACAAGUAAAGAAAAAUUAAUGUUUUUACUACUGUUAAAAAAUAAACUAUAUUCUAAAAAUAAAAGCUGCAAAUUAUUAACAAAAAUAUUAGUCUUACCCCUAGCAAAUAAAAAGAAAUAUAUAAAAAUAUAAGGCUGAAGAUGUACUUUAAAUGUAGACAAUAUGUAUUAUUUAUCAUAGCCUUCUUUGUUUCUGAUAUCCUGCAUGCAGUUCUCAGUACUUUACAGAAAGUAUGAACUAUGUAUAACAAUACACUGAGGAGACAAAAGUAAUAUGAUACCUCCUAACAUCAUGUCAGACCUCCUUUUGCCCAGUGUAGUGCAUCAACUCGAUGUGGCAUGGACUCAACAUGUCUGUGGAAGUCCACCGCAGAAAUACAAACCCAAGCUGCCUCUGUAGCCACCCAUAAUUGUGAGUGUUGCCAGUGCAGGAUUUUGUGAAUGAACUGACCUCACAAAAUGUCCCAUAAAUGAUUAAUGGGAUUCAUGUUGGGUGACAAUUCCAUCAUUGCUUGGGAAAAUUAAGUCCAUGAAUGGCUGCAAGUGGUCUCCAAGCAGCUAAAUACAACUAUUUCCAGCCAAUUAUUGUUUCAGUUGGACCAGAGGACCCAGUCCAUUCUAAGUAAACUCAGCUGACAUCAUUAUGGAGGCACCACCAGCUUGCACAGUGCCUUGCUGAUAAUUUGGGUCCAUGGCUUUAAGAAGCCUGCACCACAUUUUAAUGCUGCCAUCAGCUCUUACUAACUGAAAUUGAGACUCAUCUGAGCAGUCAUUUAGGGUCCAACCGAUAUGGCCAUGAGCCCAGGACAGGUGCUGCCUUGCUGUUAGCAAAGGUACUCAUGUAAGUCAUCUGCUGCUAUAGACCAUUAAUGCCAAACUUUGCCACACUGUCCUAACGGAUAUGUUCAUCAUACAUCCCACAUCGAUUUCUAAUGUAAAUCGAUAAUUUAUCAUCAUCAUCAUCAUCAACAUCAAAUCGAUUAUUGAGGACCCUGUAGAUCAUGCACCAAUCUCACAAUGCUCUCAUCAACAUCAUCAAACCGAUGAUUGAGGACCCUGUAGAUCAUGCACCAAUCUCACAAUGCUCCUCCAUAGAUGGUGAUCUUGUGCACUUUGUUUCCAGUUGUCAUGGACUCCUACCUGGCAAAGGUCUUUCUGUAGUUCAUCCUCCCAUCACUUCCUCAGUCUUCCGAUUGGACGGGUACUAUCAGGUCUUCCCAAGAGGUGUCUGGUCUCCUAGCAAUGUGGCCUGCCAAGCUUAUUCUCCACACUUUCAGUUUUUGAACAACGUUCGGUUCCCCAGCUCAUAUAAUUCUUGGUUUUUUUUCUACAUCUUCACGAGCUCCACCCAUGGAUGGGUACAAAGAUCCUUCUCAUAAUAUUUCUUUCGAAGACCAACAAGUUUUCUUCAUCCUUCUUUGUUGUGCUUAGGGUUUCUGUCCCAUACAACAAUACUGGCACUAUCAUGGCAUUGUAUGCUUAAAGUUUGGUCUUGAUUGACAGAUUCUUGGAUGACAUUAUCUGCUUUAGACUGAAAUAAGUUUUAGACCCAUUCACAAUACGUUGGUUUAUUUCCUUAAAUUAUUUUGCCUGUUGAACCACAUACCAAGAUAUUUAAAAUUUUCCACUUUAGUAAAUUUCCAUAUCCUGACCUGUAAUGGGAUGUCAUUAUUGAUACCUCCAUUACCUCGGCCUUUUCCGCAUUUGUCCAUAACCCGAUCUUACAUGCAUUUUGUGCUAGGUCCUCUACAGUUUCCGCCAUCUCUUCCUCUGAUUCUACAAGAACUGCGAUGUCGUCUGCAUAACCCAAUAAAUCUGUCCUACUAUUUAGUGUCACCCCUUUGUUUUCUCUUUUCAUUUCUCGGAUUGCUUUCUCUAGGACCAGAUUAAAUAACAGUGGUGAAAUAACAUCACCUUGUCUCACACUCGUUCUGAUGUGGAAUUCCUUGGACAGCUCCCCUUGGUGUUUGACUUUGGCUGUUGUCUCCACUGUGCACAUCUUGACCAUAUUUAUUAACUUCAUUGGUAUACCAAGCUCUCUCAGGAUGUUGUACAUACUUAAUCUGUGGAUACUGUCAUAAGCCUUUAAGAAGUCCACAAACAUCACCAGAAACUGAUGGUUGAAUUCCGAGCACUUUUGCCAGAUUUGCCUCAUGGUGAAAAUUUGAUUGAUGGUUGAUUGUCCUUCCUGGAAGCCUGCCUGGUGCUCCCUACAACAUCUUUUGCAAAUGGUUUAAGUUUUUCAAGUAUUAUUAAAGAUAGAAAUUUAUAAGGUACACUUAGGAGAGAAAUUCCUCUGUAGUUGUUACAAUUCCUAUUACUGUUCUUUUUAUGCAGUGGGAUAAUGACGGCUGAUUUCCUCUCUUCUGUGAUUUCCUCUUUUCCAAUUAUUCUUUUAUGAGAUUGUAUAGCUCUUCCUGAAGUGUUUCUCCUUCAGUAUCUCUGCCAUAAUCCCAUCAUCUCCAGGUGCUUUAUUAUUAUUUAGUUUCCUCAUUGAUCUUUCUACAUCUUGUUGAGUGACUUGAAUGUUUGCGGCUUCUCCUUCACCCUCUAUAUUAUUCUCAUGUGGAAAGGCACUCUCUGGAUCUUCAGCAUUUAAUAGCUCUUCAAAAUAUCCUCUCCAUGUAUUCAGAAUUUUUUUCUUGUCUGUUAGUAUAUUUCCAUUCUUAUUAUUAGUAAUUAAAGCUUCAUUUCUGUGACUGUUCCUCACAUGUUUCAAAAUCUGAAACAUUUUCCUCCUGUCUAGUAUUGUAUUUCUCUUUUCGAUUUCAUCAAUCAUAUUGUUCAUGAACUUUCUUUUUUCUGUUCCCAGAAUCCUAUUUGUUUCUCUUCUUACGAUCUUCAGUGCUCGUGUUGGACCGCACAUUGUCUGUCCAGCAUGUGCACCACCCUUGUUCUCUUUCUGGCCUCCACAGCUUUUUCACAUGUCUCAUUGAACUAUUUCUUCUUUGUUGUUAGCUUUCUCUCUCCUAGAAUUUCUUCAGCUGCUUCAGUUACAGAAAUCCUUAUUCCUUCCCAUUGUGUGUUAACACUUAUUUCAUUAGUGUAGUCUGAUGCCAAUUCUUCAGACUUGUUAUGCACUUUAAUGUUAUACUGCUGGCAUAUCUCUGGAUCCUUAAGCUUCUCAAUAUCAAACUAUCUCUUGGCCAUGUUGUUCUUUUUCAUUUUAUAGCACAGCUGUAACCGUAAUUUGGCUAUGACUAGGAAGUGGUCUGUGUCUGCAUCUGCUCCUCUGUACAAUCUCACAUCCAUCACACACUUCUUGUGCCUCUCAUCUAUCAGCAGAUGAUCUAUCUGAUUGAUUGUGCUACCAUCUGGGGCAAUACAGGUGCCUUUGUGGAUCUGUUCGUGGGGGAAAGUUGUUGAGCUCACCACAAGAUUCUGACUUAAAAAUGGAUACACAUACAAAAUGAUUUAAAUUUACAAGUUUUUGGAGCCAGUGGCUCCUCCUUCUGGCAAAAGAGUUGAAGAGGAAGGAAGAGGGGUGAAGGAAAAGGACUGGAGAGGUUUAGGGAUAGGAGUACAGUUCAGAAAAGUCACCCAGAAGCCCGCAUCAGGGAGACUUAUUAGACGAGAUGAGAAGGAAAGUCUUUCCCUCUCAUUUCAUCCAGUAAGUCUCCACUGAUCCAGAUUCUGGGUGACUUUUCUGAACUGUACCCCUUUUCCAUAAACCUCUCCAGACCUUUUCCUUCAUCCCUCUUCCUUCCCCUUCAACUCUUCUUCCAGAAGAAGGAGCCACUGGCUCCCAAGGCUUGUAAACAUUAAAUCCUCUUGUGUGUAUGUUUCCUGCCGCCAAUUGGUGAGUAACUUUAUAUCUGUCUAUUUACAUUAUAUGAUCAAUAAUUGAUUAUUUUCGUUGUUACAUUAGUCCACAUCAAUUUCUGUCAUUUUUUCACACCAAGUUGCUUGUCUGUUAGCACUGACAACUCUACAUAAUCUCCGCUGCUCUUGGUUGUCAAGUGAAGGCUGUCAGCCACUGCAUUGUCUGUGGUCAGAGGUAAUACCUGGAAUUUUGUAUUCAUGGUACACUCUUGACACGGUGUGGAUCUAGGAAUAUGGAAUUCUCUAAUGAUUUCUGAAAUGGAAUGUCCUAUGCAUCUAGCUCCAACCACCAUUCCACUUUCAGUGUCUGUUAAUUCCUGUCGUGUGGCCAUAAUUAAAGUAGAAACCAUUUCACAUGAAUCACCUGACUACAAAUGACAGCUCUGUCAAGGUGCUGUAAAUUUAUGCUUUGUGUACAUGAUACUGCCACCAUCUGUAUAUGCACAUAUUUCUAUCUCAUGACUUUUGUCACCUUAAUGUAAUAAAAAAGCAUAAUGGUUCUGGGAUGAUUAAAUUACAGGCAAAAGGAAUUUUGCAAAAUAGAAAAUAGUGAACGAAGGAGAUAGAAAUAGUGAAACACCAUUCAAAAGGUACAUAAUCUGUUUUUAAAACUAGCUGUCCUAUCAAAGGGAAUUAGAUUGAUAAGAUUCACUUAAAUGCUCAUUACUCACUUAAGCACUUUGUGAGAAAAUCAUAGACCACUGAUGUUUUGAGGAAAGUGAAAUAAUUGAUGAAGUGCAGAAACUAAAAAAGAGAUUUAUUUUAUUGACUGUAAAAUUUAGUGGAGGAAGUAUGUCUGUGCAGGCCAUUUUUUUAAAUAGUUGGUACCACCCUCAAGCAAUACAGGAUGUUUCUUUAUUAGCUUUACUUUUGAAAUAAUUUGGAACUGGUGUACAUAAUUUUCUGCCAGAUAAUUUCCUUUUUAUAAAUAAAAUGUUGUUGCUGUUGA
Messenger RNA from Schistocerca nitens (vagrant locust), 16045 nucleotides. RefSeq lists its product as uncharacterized. The record is from RefSeq and is a predicted model, not a curated record. The coding region runs from base 70 to 3903 and encodes 1277 amino acids. Gene Ontology annotation, molecular function: oxidoreductase activity; iron ion binding; FAD binding. NCBI's taxonomy places the organism in Eukaryota, Metazoa, Arthropoda, Insecta, Orthoptera, Acrididae. The transcript has 29 exons.